AAGAUGAUGCUGCGAGACAUAUGAACGUGGCUAUUUAUGAAACUGAGACUUGCGUAUAUAUAGACGCUCACAGAAAUGCGUCGCCUCCAUUCUUCAGCCGGCGGCGAUGGGUCUUUUCCAGUUUCUCUCGUGUGCCUCCUUGGCACUCUUCGCGUCCAAUGUCGGUGCUGUCUCCUGGACCGCUGACCCGGUAAACCCGUCAUCCAUCCCUCUUGCCGUCCGUACUCCGUACCUCUCGGCAUGGCUUCCCCAAGGUGCCGGGGCUGCCCUCGGCGGUACAUGGCCGCAAUUCUGGACUGGCACUACCCUCGGGUGGGCUGGUUAUGUUCGCGUCGAUGGCAUCACCUAUACCUUCCUUGGCGCCCCCGACGUUCCUAAUCUGAGCCCCGCUUUAGCAACUCAGAAAAGCAUGACAUACACCGCGACUCAGUCUACCUUUGUGAUGAGUGCUGGUCCUAUUGACCUCACUGUCAACUUUCUCAGUCCUGUCGAGCCCAACGACCUCGUCAAGCAGUCUACUCCGUUCUCGUAUAUGGCCAUCUCGGCCGUUUCGAACGACGGAAACACCCAUGCCGUCACCCUAUACUCCGACAUCAGCGCAGAGUGGGCUUCUGGCGACCUGUCACAGGCUGUCAACUGGACCUCCACCACGUCCGGGGAUGUCUGGACCCACCAGGUUAUGCCCGAGGACCAGCAGAUCUACGGCGAGUACGACGACCACACCCAGUACGGAGCUGCCUAUUAUUCCACCCAGAGUUCCACUGGCGCCACCUAUCAGACCGGAGAGGAUACCGUCGUUCGCGCUCAGUUCAUCAACAACGGCGUACUUGCUAACACCGAAGACACCAACUUCCGCGCCGUCAGUGAUGAUUGGCCUGUCUUCGCCUUUGCUCAUGAUCUUGGCACCGUUGGCACAACCGCUACUGCUGAAGUCCUUUACACUGUUGGUCAUGUCCGCGAUCCUGCCAUCCAGUACAUAGUUGCCGGCGACAACUUCCAAGGCCGUAGUAUCUACAUGUGGACUCAGUACUCAACUGUUGCCGAUGCUAUUUCGGACUUCGUCGGCAGCUACUCGACUGCUCUCUCUGAUGCCAACACUUUCGACGCCAAGGUGAAGAGUGAUGCCACCGCAAUCUCGGACAACUACUACGCUAUUGUUGCUCUCUCCGUUCGUCAGGCCUUCGGUGCCACUGAACUUACGACCUCCAAAGCCUCUGAUGGUUCAUGGAACACCACCGACAUCCUCAUGUUUUUGAAGGAAAUUUCUUCGGAUGGUAACGUCAACACUGUUGACGUCAUCAUGCCUGCUUGGCCCGUCCUUCUUUACACUAACCCCACGCUCGGCAAGUACCUGCUACUCGGCUUAUUCGAGUACCAAGCCACCGGCAUGUAUCCUAACCAGUGGGCUGCACACGAUCUUGGUGCAUCGUACCCCAACGCUACUGGACACAACGAUGGGAACGACGAAAAGAUGCCUCUUGAGGAGUGCGGUAACAUGCUCAUCAUGACCCUUAGUUACACACAGAAAGCCAAUGACCAGUCCCUAAUCUCAAGCUAUACUCAGCUACUGGAGCAGUGGACUGGUUACCUCGUCCAAGAAGCCCUCAUCCCUGCGAAUCAAAUAUCCACUGAUGACUUUGCUGGCUCGCUUGCCAACCAAACCAAUCUCGCCAUCAAGGGCACCGUUGGCAUUCAAGCUAUGUCCGUUAUUGAGGGCAUGCUCGGAAACACUGCUCAGCAGCAAAACUACAGCUCGAUUGCUACGAGCUACGCUCCUCAAAUUUUGCAAUUCGCGACCGCCAAUGGUCACCUUGAGCUCAACUACAACAACGCCACAAGCUGGGGUCUUUCUUAUAAUCUCUACGCUGACAAACUUCUCGGCACAAAUGUUUUCAAUCAGUCUGUUUACGAGAUGCAGACUGCUUGGUACAAAACUGUAGUUAACCAAUACGGCGUACCUCUUGACACCCGCCACACCUACACCAAGUCUGAUUGGCAGAUGUGGACUGCCGCUUUCAUGACCGAUGACUCCGUCAGAGACUCAUUCAUCGACUCCGUCUACGCCUUUAUUGGCGAUGGCGAGAAUAACAUGCCCUUCAGUGACUGGUAUGAUACGCUGACUGGUGUUAGUGAUGGCUUCCGUGCCCGCCCUGUUGUCGGUGGCCAUUUGGCUUUGCUUGCCCUCUGAGUCCCACUAGUAACUAGUGUUGCCGCAUUUGGCGAACUGGCUGGAACCAAGCCGAAGAAACUUGCACUUGCACUUGUCAUCGGUCCAGAUCACACACCUCGUCGCUGCAUAGAGACUAAAACUCCGAAGGUUAACACUUGCUUGGUCGGUAUUGUGGCAAGACAGUGUGUUUCAAGGAGUCGGUUUGAGCUGGUUUCUCGAACCGCGGCAACACUAGUAGUGGCUAGAGACGUAUGUACUGGUAUACUUUCGGACGUUUUCAACUUUCGUGUAAUUAUCUCUUCAAGCUUUGUACAGGGGAAAUUAGGCAUAUGCAUAUCAG
This is a messenger RNA of Coniophora puteana RWD-64-598 SS2, 2510 nucleotides long. RefSeq names its product DUF1793-domain-containing protein. Bases 107 to 2188 code for a protein of 693 amino acids. Lineage: Eukaryota; Fungi; Basidiomycota; Agaricomycetes; Boletales; Coniophoraceae. The record is from RefSeq and is a predicted model, not a curated record. The transcript is spliced from 11 exons.